Messenger RNA from Sphaeramia orbicularis (orbiculate cardinalfish), 1326 nucleotides. RefSeq names its product T-cell-specific surface glycoprotein CD28. Gene Ontology annotation, biological process: regulation of T cell proliferation; T cell receptor signaling pathway. The transcript is spliced from 4 exons. Lineage: Eukaryota; Metazoa; Chordata; Actinopteri; Kurtiformes; Apogonidae. Gene Ontology annotation, cellular component: external side of plasma membrane. The record is from RefSeq and is a predicted model, not a curated record. Bases 222 to 875 code for a protein of 217 amino acids.
UGUGUGAGCUUCAGUCAGCACACCACCGUGGGAGUGCUUCAAUCAGAGAAACAAUGAGGAUAUGAUGCACCAUAUUCUCAAACCAGGGCUGAUGGUAUCACAUUAACACAUCAGAGUUCUCUGUAGCAUGGAGUUAAGGUUGUCAGGCUGCAGGAGGCUCAGGUUUUAGGGGAUGAGGACAAAUCUUCAGGCCAUAAGUUACUGCAGUGCAAAGGAUCAAGAUGAGUGUUUACUGGAUGGCGAACAUCCUCCUGGGAAUCAUGUUUUGUCAGGCCAGACAGGGUUUGAGCAUCUGCAACUGCAACGACCACCUGAUAACUGUCUGCGCAGCCCCCAGAGAGACGGUGCAUGUCCCAUGUCCAUACCUGGGCGAUAAAGACCUGAUGUUUAACCUCAUCAAAAAUGAAGACGUGAUUUCUAACUGUGUAUUCAGCAGCACCAACAAAACGUUAAACUGUGAUCACAAGUUAUCCUCUGACAUCAUCGUGUCUGAAAACCAGACUGGUUUCAACCUCACUGUAACAAACGCCAGCAGCCAUGGGAUUUAUAAAUGUGACAGCCAAUCCACUUUCCCUCCACCUGUCGAAAAGGCCACGGGUCCUUCAAAGAUCCUGGUGUUAGUACAAGGACAUCAAUGCCUGCGUAAAACGGAAGAAGUGCACAAAAGUCACAAAAUGGAUUUGAGCCUCGUUUGGAUUACGGUGACAGCAUUUCUCUGUACCUACAGCCUGAUCGUGUCUAUCAUCGCUGUAGUCAACUGGGUCAAACUGAAACGAUCGGACUCCUACAGUGACUACAUGAACACCAAACCAAGACCGUCCAAGGAACGCAAGAAGAGGAGAGGCAUUCAGACCCCGACACCUCGACAUUUCUGAUGAAAUAAACUCAUCUGACAGUUUGCACAGCUGUUGUCGUUCAGCAAGAUCAUGGUACAGAUAUUCAAUAUAUAUGAAUUAAACAGCUCUCCAUCAGUCAUUAUUAAGCCUCAUCCUGCAAGAUCAUAGAAAAUCUUUAAAAAUGCUGAAAUAAUCACCUAAAUACUGCUUAUAAUAAAAAAAUUCGGAGGUUCUUGGCCUCAUAAGGUCAUGGUACCACAGUAGCAUGGAAAUAGUAGGGUUUAUUCUAAUGUAAUGAAAAACACAAACCGACAAAAUGUGCAAAAUAAGCAAAAAUCUCUGCUUAGAUUUCGGAACAUACUGUGUGAUGAUUUAGAAAGUCUUCAUUUAGACUUACAGUGUACAGUGACACAUAUUGGAUAAUUUUGUUUCUUUACACCACCACAGUAGAUCUGAAAUGAAACAAUCAAAAUGUGAUCCAAGUGUGGAC